This is a messenger RNA of Populus euphratica (Euphrates poplar), 2938 nucleotides long. RefSeq lists its product as uncharacterized. The transcript has 8 exons. Lineage: Eukaryota; Viridiplantae; Streptophyta; Magnoliopsida; Malpighiales; Salicaceae. Gene Ontology annotation, molecular function: DNA binding. The record is from RefSeq and is a predicted model, not a curated record. Bases 32 to 2938 code for a protein of 968 amino acids.
GAUAAAUUCAUAGCUUCAUUUAUUGCUAAAAAUGGCCCCUUCCCUUCUUGAAAAAUUGAUGGAAUGCGCCAGCGCAAUUGAAGAUGGUGAUCUGAAACAUGCAGAUUCACUCUUCAAGGAAAUCGGACUCCAAAGUUCCACUGAAGCCAAUUUAGCCACAAGAAAAGUUGUCAAAUACUUCGCUGAAGCUCUUGUUCGGCGACUGUAUAAACUGUAUCCUCGAAAUCCUAUACCGUUAGUACGUUUCAGAGAAGAUAUGGACAUCCUCGGUUGCAAAUUCGAACCUUUCCUCUCGUUUGCUAGCUACACCAUCAUGCCUCCCUUCUAUGAUGCACUGCGUGGAAAAAAACAAGUUCACAUUAUUGACUUUUCCGUUGCGGUGGAUAUCUGGCAGCAUGCUACCCUGAUGAAAGUGCUUGCAAGCGAACUUGGUAGCCGAUUGUCAUACCGGAUAACUUUCGUCGGGCCAAAAUUAUCAAAACAUCUUGGGUACCUCAAGUUAAUUAGUUUGAUCCUCACUAAAACGGCUGAAAACCAUCAAAUUGAUUUCGAGUAUGGAGAAUAUCUUGCUAAUAGUGCAGGUGAGAUAGUUGGAGCUACUCUCCAACUCGGCAGAAGAAGCAAGGGAGAGGCGGUGGUAGUGGAAUGGGAAUUUGAACUACACAAAUUGCUUGCAGUGCCCAAUGCAAUAUUCAAUCUGGUGAUGUCAAAAUUGAAGGACCUCAAACCAGAGGUCAUGGUAAUUGUCGAACAGGAAGCGGAUCAUAACAGUCCAGAUUUGAUGGACCGCCUCGGCAAAUCAUUCAAGUAUUACUCUGUUAUGUUUGACUCCCUCGAGGAGGAUACAUUUGAAAGGCUUGAAGAUUAUAGAGUUCUAUGGGAGAGGAAUUUUAGGCGCCAGAUUAGCAAAGUGGUCGCUGAAGAGGGCAUCGGCCAUGUUGAGCGACAUGAGACAUGGGCUCAGUGGCGAGACAGACUGUUUCGAGCUGGUUUUCAUCCUGCUCGCAUAUUGUUCCGUGAAACUAUGUUUUUUAAUAACAAGACUAAUCAAUAUAGAAUAGAAGAAAAGAAUCGGCGUCCCCUGCUCUGCCGGCUCGAUUACCCUUUCGCUAUCUCUUCGGCUUGGAAACCUGACCUAACUCACGAUGAGUCAAUAAGCAUGGAAAUAGGUGACCUAGGAUCUAUGCUGGGCAGUUUUAACAUAGCACAAGAUGCCAGUCGGGAGUCUGGGAAAGCAAGCAAUUCUGUAUCCCUUGAAGACGACGCAGAUGAUGCUACUAUCAUGAUGAAAGGAAAUAUUUGGUCGACAGAGUGCUUCUCAAUUAACCAGAUCGCUGCUUCAGCUGAGAUAUUUGACAUAUUGGAAUAUGUAUGUCAUGUACAUGAUCUGCCGAUGGCUCUAACAUGGAUUUCAGACAGGAGAGAGGAUGAUACAAAUUCAAGAGAGAAAUUUAGGCUGCACAUCGUGGAUACUGCGUGCUUUGUUAAUGAUGUAGGAAUGAAAGGUUUCGUUGAGGCAUGUUUUGAAGGACCUCCUCUUGAGGAAGGGCAAGGGGUAGCUGGAAAAGCACUUCAAUCAAAGAUGCAAUUUGUCCCUGACGUUGCAGACCUUGAUGUAAUCGAUUGUCCAUUUCUUCAUGUUGCAUGGGAGUUUGGCCUUCAUGCUGUUCUUGCAAUUAAGCUUGCAAGCACCUACAUGAGUAGUGUUGAUUAUAUAUUAGAACUCGUUUUCCCUCUGGAAAUGAGAGAAAUUUCAGAACAAUUGGUAUUGACGAAGGAAAUCAUAUUAACCUUGACCGAAAACUGUGGGAAUUCAUGGAGACUUUGGGGUAAUGAAACUGGGAUUGAAGAGGCAGGGAAGUCUGAUAAAACAGCAGCUAUUGUUUCUGGCAGCUCUCCACGGGGGUUUUCAGAUUUUGGCGGUUUGAAUACAGAAGAUAUAAUCAUUGCAUUGGAUGGCUGCUUGAGUGAUGGGCAUGAUGAGCAGGAAGUCAAAGGACAAACUACUGGCACCACAUUGCCCAAAACUCCCCAGUGGGCUCGUCCAGUAAAACCUCCAAGUUCCAAAAAAUCGAGAUCCAAAGUGUGGAAAGACUUCUAUAAGUUGAAAGAUGACAAUGGUGCGGAAUGGGCCAUCUGUAAACAUUGUAAGAAGAGGUAUCGAGGUGAAAGUACUAGGGGAACUACAAAUCUACUUAAACACUUGAGAAAUUGUCAGAAAAAGAGAGAAGCAGAACAGCGAACACCUAAAGAUCAGCCUGUUCCAUUUAUGGUGAUCGAAGCGGACAGCCUAGAGCAUUUUGAGUUAAUCGACAACAUAUUUUCACCUUCAUUGGACGAGACUAUAGAUCGCUUAAUGUCUAGUUCAAGAAAGCAACAGGGAAAUUCAGAACAUCAAAUGCCUAGACACCAGGCAGGUCCAUUUAAGGUGAUCAAAUCUACGAGUCCAGAGGAUUUAAAGUUAAUCAACUACAUUUUUUCCUCAUCUUUGGAUGAGAGUGAGAUUGUUGUUCAUUGCAACCAUAAUUAUUUGACUCGGAGUGAAUUGUGCACACUAAGACCACAGACAUGCCUUGAUGAUAACGUCAUUUCUGUCAUGUCUGAUGCCCUAACCGUAGCUGAGAGGAGGAAGAAGAAAGGUUCUAUAAAUUGGUACCUUCCAAUUUGUUUUUCGGAGCACGCAUAUGAUACAUCCGAGUGUAUCUCUUUUGCAAAGAAACACAUGUUCAGGGAGAAUUAUAUGUCUGCUCUGUUCAGCUGUGAGAAGAUGUAUGUUCCUGUCUUUGAUAAGGAAAGAAGACACUUCUAUCUAUUUGUUCUGCAUAUGAAGAAGCAAGUUGUUGAGAUUUGGGACUCAUUAGCUAAAUCUAGCUGCAGUUCCGUCGACAAGAGAUUGCCUAACGUGGAAACCAUUUCAUCUAUAAGCUUGAGCAUUUAG